UCCAUGAAGAACAAUACAGAAGUAAGUGAAUUCAUUCUACUAGGACUAACCAAUGUUCGAGUAUUACAGGUUCCUCUCUUUAUAGUGUUCACAUUUAUCUACUUCAUCACGGUGACUGGGAACCUAGGAAUGAUCAUGCUGAUUCUGUUGGACUCUCGUCUCCACACUCCCAUGUACUUUUUCCUUAGUAACUUAUCUUUGGUAGACUUUUGUUCCUCCUCAACAGUCACUCCCAAGGUUAUAGCUGGGUUUGUUAUAGGAAACGAUGUAAUUUCCUACAAUGCAUGUGCUACUCAGAUGUUCUUUUUUGUGUUGUUUGCCACUGUGGACAGUUACCUCUUGGCUUCAAUGGCAUAUGAUCGAUACACAGCAGUGUGUAAACCUUUACACUACUCUACCAUAAUGACAAAAAGUACGUGCACUCAUCUGGCCAUAGGCUCCUAUGUCUUUGGAUUUUUUAAUGCUUCUGUGCAAACUGGAGACAUAUUCUCCCUCUCUUUCUGUAUGUCCAAUGUGGUCCAUCACUUCUUCUGUGAUAUUCCAGCAGUCAGGAUUCUGGCAUCCUCUGAUAAACACACAAAUGAACUCAUUCUUAUUCUUAUGUCAAGCUUUCACAUUGUUUUUGCACUUCUCAUUAUCUUAAUUUCCUACCUGUUCAUAUUUAUCACUCUUUUGAAGAUGCACUCAGGUGAGGGAUACCAGAAGGCUUUAUCUACCUGUGCUUCUCACCUCAUUGCAGUUUCCAUGUUCUAUGGGACUGUCAUCAUCAUGUACUUAAAGCUAAGUUCCAGUCACUCCAUGGACACAGACAAAUUCAUGUCUGUGUUCUACACUGUGGCUAUCCCCAUGCUGAACCCUGUGGUCUAUGGCCUGAGGAACAAGGAGGUUAAGAGUGCAUUUAAGAAAGUUGUUCAAAAGGCAAAACUGUCUGUGAGUUUAGUACUUUAA
Messenger RNA from Castor canadensis (American beaver), 948 nucleotides. RefSeq names its product olfactory receptor 5B3-like. Gene Ontology annotation, cellular component: membrane. Gene Ontology annotation, molecular function: olfactory receptor activity; G protein-coupled receptor activity. The record is from RefSeq and is a predicted model, not a curated record. Gene Ontology annotation, biological process: G protein-coupled receptor signaling pathway. NCBI's taxonomy places the organism in Eukaryota, Metazoa, Chordata, Mammalia, Rodentia, Castoridae.